This is a messenger RNA of Microthlaspi erraticum, 231 nucleotides long. The record is from the annotation of a GenBank genome assembly. NCBI's taxonomy places the organism in Eukaryota, Viridiplantae, Streptophyta, Magnoliopsida, Brassicales, Brassicaceae.
AUGAUUGGCGACGAUUACACGAAUACAGAAAUUUACAGUCUCGAAGAGGUGGUGACUGCACUUCCUAUUAAAGCUGGGACCGACUUUGUUGUUAGUGUUCCUGGUGUUCGUUUCGAGGACAUGGGUUACGACAAGGUUUCUGUAACUGUGUUUGAUGAAAAUGAAGCAAUACUAUGCGUCAACUUCAAACCACCCGAACGCUCUACAGCAUCAGCAGCAGUCUCUGCAUAA